Molecule: messenger RNA, 563 nt
Organism: Bombus pascuorum
Lineage: Eukaryota; Metazoa; Arthropoda; Insecta; Hymenoptera; Apidae
Gene: mRpL52
Product: large ribosomal subunit protein mL52
Exons: 4
Coding region: 152-502 (116 amino acids)
Biological process (GO): mitochondrial translation
Cellular component (GO): mitochondrial large ribosomal subunit
Molecular function (GO): structural constituent of ribosome
Source: RefSeq, a predicted model, not a curated record
UACCUAGUAUCACCAGAGGUAUCACGUAAAUGAACUGUAUUGUAAAUAUUCCUUAAAAAUAUUACCGAAAUAAAAUGUCGUUAUAUACGGCAAAAACAAUACUUCGAACAAGCUACUCGACGCGUUAGUGUGAAAUAGUUUUUUAGUUUCUAUGAAUUUUACUGUUGCUAUCAAUAAAUUUCAUACAUCUUUCCCAAUAUAUUUAGAUCAGAAAUGGAGGGUGGCAAGAAAUUUGGCAAAAAAUCCAAAUACUACUGGUCCAUUGGUUACUUUGUCUGAUUAUUCCUUUAAAGAUGAUAAACCUGUCCCAUAUGGUUCAAGACAGUUGAAGCGUAUACAAAAGCAUCAAGAAUAUAUGAGAAAAAUUAUUAAACUAGUUGGAGAAAUUGAUUUUGCAGUUGAACGACAUAGUAGUUUAUUGAAAGAAAAGAAAAAGCAAGAACAAAAAAUUUUGGAUAGUCAAUUGAAACCUAAAGGUGUGUUGCCAAUUAUCAAUCAAUAAUAUUUUUUAAUUCAUUUCACAAUUUGUAAAUAAAUAUAAAAAGUAAAAUAUGCUAUAUGAA